UCUCCAGCAUGUCCUGGGUUGCCUUGGGGUGGCUGGGGAAAAGAAUGUCUGGUAUCACUGCUCAAGCUACCGCCCCCGUGACCCGACCCGGAAAAGCGUUAGAAGAUGUGUGGUUGGUGUUGCGGUGAUAAUGAGCUCCAGUUGAUGGGUCAGGCACUAUGGAGGCUCCCACCCAGACAACAGCAGCAGCUUCAGGAAGAGCUUGUCGACAGACUGGCUGACACAGGAGGCGCAAGACAAGAGCAAGGUGGGGUUGGAGGGACACUUCGAAGAGUCCCUCAACAUUGUUAUGGUCCGGACAUCUAUCAUCUGCUAAAAACACGCAGAGGAGGUAAAAAACAAAAUGGUUUUAUAGAUUUGGAGAUGCUCCCACCUGAGUUAGGCAUCACCAUAUUGUCGUAUCUGAAUGCUACUGAUCUUUGUCUGGCCGGGUGUGUGUGGCAAGACCUCGGAAAUGAUGAAUAUCUAUGGCAGGGGCUCUGUAAGUCCACAUGGGGUCACUGCUCCCUCUACAACAGAAGGCUGCCUGCUGGUUUCUCAUAUAGAAGACUUUAUCUACAACUAGAUGAAGGCAGCCUGACAUUCAACGCAAACCCGCGGGAGGGUAUCUCUUAUUUCAUGUCUAAAGACAUACUCGUGGAUCACCCCACAGAGGAGGCUAAGUUCAUCUUCUACACUAGACGGCUCAACUGGAAGAUGCUGAGACUUUACCUGGAUGAGCGGCGUGAUGUUUUGGAUGAGCUGGUGACACUUCACAACUUCAGCAAUCAGUUCCUUCCCAAUGCUCUGAGGGAUUUCUUCAAACACGUUCAUGCACCAGAGGAGAGAGGAGAGUAUCUGGAAACACUCAUCACUAAAUUUAGCCACAGGUUUUGUACCUGUAAUCCUGGUCUUGUCCGAGAGCUGGGUCUCAGUCCUGAUGCUGUGUAUGUGCUGUGCUACAGUCUUAUCCUGCUCUCCAUUGACCUGACCAGCCCUCACGUCAAAAACAAAAUGUCAAAGAGGGAGUUCAUCAGGAAUACUCGCAGAGCGGCCCAUAAUGUCUCAGAUGACUUUGUGGGCCAUCUUUAUGACAACAUAUACUUGAUUGGCCAUGUUGCUGCGUAGCUCAUCUCGCCAUCUGAAAUCCUCACAAUGCACUGAAGAAUAGGAAUCAUGGAUUUGGUUCUUAUCUACUAUAUCUCUGGAAUGUUUGAAAUAUUUAUUGCGAAUUUUCAAACCAAUACAAUAUAGCACUGUACUGUGGGCGAGAUCCUGCCACCAAAGUUAUUUGAAUGUCCUACGAUGUUUGUAAUGUUGAAGAAUGGUUUUAAAAGCCUGAAUAUAAUUAACCUCUGACACUGCACUAAUGAAGUACUUCCACUAGUGGUAGAAGGAUGACCAGGAGAACCCCCUACAGGUAGGUAUAUGCAAAUACAGUCAUUUCUUUCCAGUACUUACUGCUUCAGGAUCACUCGUGAGACAAAUAUACGUAUUUAAUCAAAAAAUCUAGGACACUACAUUGAUUGGGGGGGGGGGAAUAAAAUUCAAGCAGCCAGUUGUCAUUCCUAACAAUGAUAAAGCAUCAGUACAUGUUGGUGGCUUUCAUUACCUGUUGAAUUUAUACAGUAUCUACUUGUUGAUUAUAAGUGAGUUUGCCAUGGACUUUUUUUCUUAUUCAAUAUAAUUCACAAUAGUAUGAAAUUUCAGAACAUGGAGACUUUCGUUUACAAUAAUGCUGACAUUAACCACAGUCCCCG
This is a messenger RNA of Syngnathoides biaculeatus (alligator pipefish), 1739 nucleotides long. RefSeq names its product F-box protein 8 (gene fbxo8). Gene Ontology annotation, molecular function: protein binding; guanyl-nucleotide exchange factor activity. The record is from RefSeq and is a predicted model, not a curated record. Gene Ontology annotation, biological process: regulation of ARF protein signal transduction. The transcript is spliced from 8 exons. NCBI's taxonomy places the organism in Eukaryota, Metazoa, Chordata, Actinopteri, Syngnathiformes, Syngnathidae. Bases 106 to 1107 code for a protein of 333 amino acids.